Penicillium canescens is the source of this 1521-nucleotide messenger RNA. RefSeq names its product putative xylosidase/glycosyl hydrolase. Gene Ontology annotation, molecular function: hydrolase activity, hydrolyzing O-glycosyl compounds. NCBI's taxonomy places the organism in Eukaryota, Fungi, Ascomycota, Eurotiomycetes, Eurotiales, Aspergillaceae. Gene Ontology annotation, biological process: carbohydrate metabolic process. The transcript is spliced from 2 exons. The coding region runs from base 1 to 1521 and encodes 506 amino acids. The record is from RefSeq and is a predicted model, not a curated record.
AUGAAUUUCGCACUAGUUAUUCAUUUAUUCUUUGCCGCCGUUGCGACUGCAACAUUCUCAAACCCCAUUAUAUGGGAGGACUUUGCCGACCUGGACAUAUUCCGCGUCGACGAUACAUUCUACUAUUCCGCAUCAAACAUGCACUACUCUCCCGGUGCCCCGAUCCUACGUUCCAAUAACCUCGUGGAUUGGGAGAUGGUUGGACACUCAGUGCCAGAGCUGGCAUUUGGUUCUGGUUACUACCUAGACGGCGGCCAAGCAUAUAUCCAAGGCACAUGGGCAUCAUCGCUGAGAUAUCGUGCGAGCACAUCAACCUACUAUUGGAUCGGGUGUAUUGAUUUCUCCAAGACAUAUAUUUACACUGCCUCUGCCGUUGAUGCUACCUGGGCCCAGGCUGCUGUAAUCGACUCUUGUUACUACGACGUUGGUCUCUUAGUGGCUGCCAAUGAUACGAUGUAUGCCGCCUAUGGAAGCACCAACAUCCAUGUAUCCGAGCUGUCAUCGGACGGAUUGAGUGAAGUUACGUCAAAGGUAGUAUAUAAAUCAGAUGUUGGAUAUAUCGAGGAUGGCAACUUUUAUAUCCUGGUAGUCAAACCCGGAUAUCCAUCCUCGGAGUAUGUUCUCCAAUCCACGAAUGGUCCAUGGGGCCCUUACACAAUUCAAGAGCUGUUCACCGAUGCUGGCAACCCAGUCCCGGGAUGCGGAAAUCCACACCAGGGAGGUAUUGUGGAUACCCCUAACGGAGAUUGGUAUUUCAUGGCCUUUGUGGAUGCCUACCCCGGUGGACGUAUUCCAGUUCUCGCACCGCUUGAAUGGGACUCGUACGGGUGGCCCUCAGUCAACCUUGUUAAUGGUUCCUGGAGCACGACUUAUGAUACACCCAACAUUGCAGCGAGUACUACGACUUCGUCUUUUCCGGAAGACAGCACCGACACCUUCUCGGAUCCAAAUUUGGGCGCACAGUGGGAAUGGAACCACAACCCCGAUAAUUCCAAGUGGUCCAUUGACAACGGACUUACUCUCCAAGUCGCUUCCGUGACGAAUGAUCUAUAUCGCGCCAAAAACACUCUCACACACCGGAUCCGCGGGCCGAAAUCGUCGGCCACAAUUCAGUUCAGCACUUCGUCUAUCAAAGCUGGAGGUCGGGCUGGGCUUGCUCUGCUUCGGGACUCUUCCGCUUGGAUUGGUAUUGUCAAUAACAAUGGCACCACCCAUAUUGGAGUUACUACCGGCCUGAGAAUGGAUAGUGACUGGAAUACUAUAUCUACGGGGGACGAAAUCGCAUCGGUGGGAUUUUAUGGGGACCAAGUCUGGUUGCGUGCAACAGCAGACAUUCAGCCCACCGUUGCGACGGGGCAGUUUGCGUACAGCUUAGAUGGAUUUACCUUCACUGAUCUGGGGGAUGGCUACAGUUUGAAUGCCACAUGGGAAUUCUUCAUGGGCUAUCGGUAUGGGAUCUUUAAUUUUGCAACUGUAGAGCUUGAGGGAAGCAUUACUGUGAGCCGGUUUGUUCUAUCCUGA